AUGUAUCAAUGCGUCUUUGGCCAUAUGGAACACUGCAUCAAACACCUCACUACCCCUAUCCAUCUCGACACGUCUACCAGCAUAUUACCAGAGCUCAUUAUUGGGUCAUACAAGCCUUCCAUAAAAUCUGCAACUGCAAUGAAAAUGUUCCUUUUCUAUACAAUGGCACACACAGUCUUCAGCCAGUUGCAAACCGUUUUAGGAGCACACCAGUCAAAGAAGAGUCGAGCUACGAGAAGGACUGGAAGCGGAGGUAGAGAUAGCACGAAACUUGGAAACGGAGAUGAGACAUUUCCCGGCGAAGGUUGGCAAAGUGUGGUAACCCCAGCUGGUUAA
Messenger RNA from Paracoccidioides lutzii Pb01, 336 nucleotides. RefSeq lists its product as hypothetical. The transcript has a single exon. Bases 1 to 336 code for a protein of 111 amino acids. The record is from RefSeq and is a predicted model, not a curated record.